AUGGUGAAGCAGGGAACUGUUUUAGGGCGUGUGGUAUCUAGUAGGGGUAUUGAAGUAGACAAAGCUAAGGUUGAUUUGAUUGCUAAAUUGCCACCACCCACAUCUAUGAAAGGUGUGCGAAGUUUUCUUGGUCGUGCAGAUCAUGUUGCAUUGAGAUAUCUAUUGAGUAAAAAGGAUGCUAAGUCCAGGUUAAUCAGAUGGAUUUUAUUGUUGCAAGAAUUGGACUUGACUACCAAGGACAAGAAGGGAAGUGAAAAUGUAGUGGCUGACCACUUGUCUAGACUUGUGGAGGCAACAAGCCAGGAAGAGCAUAAUCAAGAUAGGAAGUACCCCCUCGUUGAGACCUUCCCUGAUGAACAACUUUUUUCCAUCCUUGGAAAAAAAACCUUGGAUGCCAUAUUAUCCCUUUACGCUAAGGAAGAAACGGGAAUGACAGUGGUUAGUGUGCACACACUUCCAUAUCUUUCUCCACUUAUAACAUCAGAUGCUAUUACUAAAAAUGAAAGCCUUGUUCUUACAAGAAGAGCUCUAGUCUUUGCUACCGGUUUUUUGGCGGCUUCUUUCUCAUCUUCACAUUCAUUUUUUUCUGCUGUUGCCCUGCAACCACAGCUUCAAGAUGAACUUGGGCAGCAAGAAAAUAGAAUUGUUGAUCUCUUCCAGGGAACUUCUCCAUCGGUGGUUUUCAUUCAAGACUUUGAAUUAUCUAAAACGCCAAAGCGUUCUUCUAUUCAAGUCAUGCCUGCAGAUGAAAAUGUUAAGGUUGAAGGCACGGGAUCGGGUUUCAUCUGGGAUAAAUUUGGUCACAUUGUUACUAAUUACCAUGUUGUAGCUAAGUUGGCCACUGAUAACACUGGAUUACAGCGUUGUAAGGUUCUACUUGUUGAUGCCAAAGGCAAUAGAUUUAACAGGGAAGGCAAAAUUAUUGGUUCUGAUCCAGCUUAUGAUUUGGCUGUUCUCAAGGUUGAUGUUGAAGGAUAUGAAUUAAAGCCUGUUGUUCUUGGUACAUCGCAUGAUUUACGUGUAGGUCAGAGCUGCUUUGCCAUUGGGAACCCUUACGGAUUUGAGGACACACUCACAACAGGGGUGGUCAGUGGACUAGGGAGAGAGAUACCCUCACCAACUGGAAGAGCCAUUCGAGGAGUUAUUCAAACAGAUGCUUCUAUUAAUGCAGGGAAUUCAGGUGGGCCACUGAUUGAUUCGUAUGGCCAUGUUAUUGGAGUUAACACAGUAACUUUUACCCGCAAAGGAACAGGAGUAUCCUCUGGUGUAAACUUUGCAAUACCAAUAGACACUGUCGUUCGAACGGUACCUUACCUUAUUGUGUAUGGAACACCCUACAGUGACAGGUUUUAAUCAUGCUUUCUUUUAUAGGUAACAAUUAACAAAUGUCUUUUGGCCUCGUAUUAUUUGAUUGAAUUCAUCUGGCCUUGUGUUGAUUUUGAGCAAUUGAUCACACUACCAUUUCAAUGCAUGAAGCAAACAA
Molecule: messenger RNA, 1483 nt
Organism: Pistacia vera
Lineage: Eukaryota; Viridiplantae; Streptophyta; Magnoliopsida; Sapindales; Anacardiaceae
Product: protease Do-like 5, chloroplastic
Exons: 10
Coding region: 1-1353 (450 amino acids)
Biological process (GO): proteolysis
Molecular function (GO): serine-type endopeptidase activity
Source: RefSeq, a predicted model, not a curated record